GUCAUAACCUAAUCCAGUAAGAUAUGCCCUGCUGUCUUCCUCUUCCUCCUUCCUUCUUCCCCACUAGCACGUGUCUCCUGCGAAACCCUAACCCCUCUUCUUCUUCUUCCAUCUUUCUCUUCCAGUAGUAUACUGUAACUCACCCCUUCCCAAUAAUCAAUUGAAAAUUUCAUUCCCCCCAGUGUCACCACUUUCCCUUUACCCUGUCUCCCCCACUUUGACUUCCACCUCACCCUUCAACCACUCCUUCAUCACAACAGUCAACAGAACAGCUGCUGCUUAAAUUCACAAAGGAUAUAGUAUAUUUGAUCAUAAAUUGUUGAAAUUAAGGCCUUCCAGUGGCAAUAAUGGGGACAGAAGAAGAGAGUACACCUGCCAAGCCUUCCAAAGCAGCUGCUUCAACUCAGGAAAUACCUACAACCCCUUCUUAUCCUGAUUGGUCAAGCUCUAUGCAGGCUUAUUAUGGUGCUGGAGCUACUCCGGCUCCCUUUUUUGCUUCAACAGUUGCUUCUCCAACUCCCCAUCCCUAUAUGUGGGGAAGCCAGCACCCUUUAAUUCCACCUUAUGGGACCCCAGUCCCAUACCCAGCUAUAUAUCCUCCAGGAGGAGUCUAUGCCCACCCUAGUAUGGUGACGACACCAAGUACAGCACAGACUAAUGCAGAUGUUGAAGGGAAGAAUGCUGAUGGGAAGGACCGAGGUUCAACAAAAAAACCCAAGGGAACUAAUGGAGGCAAGGUUGGAGAUAGUGCAAAAGCAGCCUCAGGUUCUGGAAAUGAUGGUGUUUCCCAAAGUGGUGAAAGUGGUAGCGAGGGUACAUCAGAUGGAAGCGAUGAAAACACCAAUCAGCAGGAACGUGCUGCUGGUAAAAGGGGAAGCAUGGACCAGAUGCUUGCGGAUGCCAGUGCACAUAAUAACACGGCUGGGGCAGUUCAAAGCUUAGUGCCUGGGAAACCUAUUGCCUCCAUUCCUGUAACUACUCUAAAUAUUGGGAUGGACAUAUGGAGUGCAUCCCCUGCUGCAGCAGGAGCUGCAACGAUAAGACCCAAUUCAUCUGGUGCUGCAUCUACAGUUGCUCCUGGAAUGCCAGAGCAGUGGAUUCAAGAUGAGCGGGAGUUGAAACGACAAAAAAGGAAGCAGUCUAAUAGGGAGUCAGCUAGAAGAUCAAGAUUGCGCAAGCAGGCGGAAUGUGAAGAGCUACAAGUCAAAGUGGAGAACCUGACCAAUGAUAAUCGCAACCUUAGAGACGAGUUACAUAGCCUUUCUGAAAAAUGUGAGAAGCUUAUGUCAGAAAAUAAUUCCAUUAAGGAAGAAUUAACAAGAUUGUGUGGACCAGAAGCAGUAGCUGACCUUGAACAAAAAAACCCGUCAUCGGUUCUGCAAUCCCAUGGUGGCGAGGGGAAUAGCUAAGGGUAAACCUUCAAUGUCGGUCUGCCAUUGGUGCGUUGAUCUCUUGGUCCAUUGGAUUCUUUUUAUCUUAGGCUUCAAUUGACCACAGAGCAUUGUUUUCCUGACUAAUCAAUACACUUUUAACCAGUGAUAACUGUAAUAUUUGUUUGCCAAAUUUGACAGAUUCCUAGUUGGAUUUGUACCGUUAUAAACAAUUGAAUAGAAG
Rubroshorea leprosula is the source of this 1614-nucleotide messenger RNA. NCBI's taxonomy places the organism in Eukaryota, Viridiplantae, Streptophyta, Magnoliopsida, Malvales, Dipterocarpaceae. The record is from the annotation of a GenBank genome assembly.